AAACACCAGUGAUGCCAUAGAGCACCGAAACAAAAGUUCCUCAAACUGUUGCUCGUUUUGGGGGUGGUGCUAAUCAGCAAGAUUACGGGAGAGUACUAACCCUGAUUUUGUGAGCUAACGAGAGGGUGAGAAAGGCACGGUGCAAGGCGCCUCUCCGGCUCAAGGCACAGUGUCUGCCACAGAAAGAACCAAGCUCAACUGUUGCCACCAUGCACAAUAGCUUGUGGAGUGGUCUUAUCUUAGCUAGCUGCUCUCCAGCAUCCAGGAGUUAAAAGACUAGACGAGCCUCCGCACACACUCCACAUCGGAGUUGCUCUGUUGGGCACCGAGUCCAUCUCAAGAUGAAGAAAGGUGCCCUCGCUCUCUUCCUCCUCCUCCUCGCCGUCGCUUCCCAUGGCACAUGGUGUGAGGCAGCUCCGAGAAGGGCCAUGGCUGGUGCAGCUCUCCAGCCCCAUGAAAUCCAAGGCCAGAGGCUCCUGGAGAUGUCGAGAGCCAGGAAGCUUGGGCACACGGGAGGCCGCGGCUCCGGUGGUGGAGCGAGCGGUGCCGGGAGGCACACCGGUACCGGUGGCGGCGCGGUGAACACGAGGCCGCACAACACCAAGAACGGCGGCGCUGUGGCGCUGCCGGCUCUGGUGACCUCCGCUCUGGCACUGGUUUUCACCACUGUCAUUCUUCUCUCGGCGCUCAGCUUCUAAAGUACAGUACUGAUCUUGUUGCGGGUGGUAGUGCUAGUAUCUGUGUAGUGCUGCAGUUUCAGAAAUUGUUUGCCUAUAAUGUUUGUCGAUAUCGUGCUGAUAUGUUGUUUACUGGCUAGUAUUUAUCCUUUCUGUGUGCUUAGUAAGUUCUUGAAUUACCAAGCUAUGUUUAGUCAGAUUGUACCGGAUUAUCGUCCUAUAACAGUCAAUAUAAGUAUGUACACCAAGGAAUCGUCAGUAUUGUACUGAUCAAUUGGAAUUCAGACAUUGCAUAUACUGAAAUGACA
This is a messenger RNA of Triticum dicoccoides, 985 nucleotides long. RefSeq lists its product as uncharacterized. The coding region runs from base 342 to 698 and encodes 118 amino acids. Lineage: Eukaryota; Viridiplantae; Streptophyta; Magnoliopsida; Poales; Poaceae. The record is from RefSeq and is a predicted model, not a curated record. The transcript is spliced from 2 exons.